This is a messenger RNA of Geosmithia morbida, 1488 nucleotides long. RefSeq names its product Ion channel regulatory protein UNC-93. The annotation marks the transcript as partial. NCBI's taxonomy places the organism in Eukaryota, Fungi, Ascomycota, Sordariomycetes, Hypocreales, Bionectriaceae. Gene Ontology annotation, molecular function: transmembrane transporter activity. The transcript is spliced from 3 exons. The record is from RefSeq and is a predicted model, not a curated record. Gene Ontology annotation, biological process: transmembrane transport.
GUGGCCACCACGCGGGCAGUCACCCGCGAUAGCGACACGGGUGAGUUUGUCGACCGCCCCGCCGGCUGGAUCUACAAGGGUUUCCGUGUGUUUGGACACGAGCUGUGGUAUGCCUCGCCUACCAUCCAGCUCCUCAUGGUCUCCAUCGUCUGCUUCCUCUGCCCCGGCAUGUUCAACGCCCUCAGCGGCCUGGGAGGAGGUGGCCAGGUCGACACAGACGCCCAGACCUAUGCCAACACGGCACUGUACGGAGUCUUUGCCGUCGUCGGUUUCUUCUCGGGCACCAUCGCCAACGUCAUUGGCCUGCGCCUCACACUCGCCAUGGGAGGUAUCGGAUAUGCUCUGUACGCCUCCUCUUUUCUCGCCUACUCGCACAUCCAGAGUCUGCCCUUUGUCGUCUUUGCCGGUGCUUUCCUCGGAAUCUCUGCCGGCCUUCUCUGGACCGCCCAGGGCGCCAUCAUGAUGGCUUACCCGACCGAGAACCUCAAGGGCCGCUACAUCUCGUGGUUUUGGAUCAUCUUCAACACGGGUGCCGUGAUUGGAUCCUUGAUCCCCCUCGCCCAAAACGUCAACAAGACCUCUGGCCCUGUCAGCGACGGCACCUACGCCGCCUUCAUCGUCCUCAUGGUUCUCGGCCUCGUCCUCGGUCUGUUCAUCGUCAACGCCGACAAGGUCAUUCGCGAGGACGGCACCAAGGUUAUUCUUAUGAAGAACGCCUCGUGGCGCACCGAGUUUUUCGGCCUCUGGGAGACGCUCUGGAACGACCCGUGGAUCACCCUCCUGUUCCCCAUGUUCUUCGCUUCCAACAUCUUCUAUACUUACCAGAACAAUGGUCUGAACGCCACUCACUUCAACAUCCGCUCACGCUCCCUCAACGGCCUCCUCUACUGGCUAGCUCAGAUAUUUGGCGCCAUCCUCAUGGGCUACGCACUCGACUUUACUCGUCUGCGUCGCAGCGUCCGCGCCAAGGUCUCCUUCGUCGUCCUCCUCAUCUUCACCAUGGCCAUCUGGGGUGGUGGGUAUGCCUGGGAGAGUAAGCAGGUUUCCCGUAAGGAGGCUAGCACUGCCGAGUACCAGAAUACCCAGCUCGUUGACUGGACCGACGGUGGUGAAAAGUUCAUCGGCCCCAUGUUCCUCUACUUUUUCUACGGGUUCUUUGAUGCCGUCUGGCAGACUAGCAUUUAUUGGUACAUGGGCUGUCUCUCCAACUCCGGACGCAAGGCUGCCAACCUCGCCGGUUUCUACAAGGGCAUCCAGAGUGCGGGAGCCUGCGCCUGGUGGGCCCUGGACAGCCAGAAGAUGGACUACACCGAGAUGUUUGGCAUCACCUGGGGUCUCCUCGGUUUGGGCCUCAUUGCCGCCUUCCCGAUUGUCUGGUUCCGCAUCAGGGACACGGUGGAAAUCGAGGAGGACCUCAAGUUUAGCGAUGAGACGGUUGCUGAUGUUGUCAUCGGAGCGGCUGAGCCUAAGGGUGAUGCCAAGGCCUAG